Populus trichocarpa (black cottonwood) is the source of this 943-nucleotide messenger RNA. Its product is annotated as proteasome subunit beta type-2-A. The coding region runs from base 99 to 728 and encodes 209 amino acids. Gene Ontology annotation, biological process: proteasomal protein catabolic process. The record is from RefSeq and is a predicted model, not a curated record. Gene Ontology annotation, molecular function: peptidase activity. The transcript is spliced from 3 exons. NCBI's taxonomy places the organism in Eukaryota, Viridiplantae, Streptophyta, Magnoliopsida, Malpighiales, Salicaceae. Gene Ontology annotation, cellular component: cytosol; proteasome core complex, beta-subunit complex; proteasome core complex.
AACAAGAAGACCACUUGCCUUGAUAAACAUACCCCUCCUACCCAAAGCAAUUAAAACCAGAGAUCCAACUACAGAUCAAGGAAGAAAAGAAAAGAAAAAUGGAGUGCGUAUUCGGACUUGUGGGUAAUGAUUUCGUAAUCGUAGUAGCAGACACAUCUGCCGUUAACAGCAUCUUGGUCCAUAAAACCAACGAAGACAAGAUUAUGAAACUCGACUCUCACAAGCUCAUCGCUGCUAGCGGUGAGUCCGGUGACCGAGUUCAAUUCACGGAGUAUAUUCAGAAGAACGUGGCUUUGUAUCAUUUCCGUAAUGGGAUUCCCUUGACCACCGCAGCUGCUGCUAAUUUUACCCGUGGAGAGCUCGCUACUGCUUUGAGAAAGAACCCUUACAUGGUAAACAUCCUACUGGCUGGCUUUGACAGAGAGACAGGCCCCUCUCUAUACUACAUCGACUAUAUUGCUACCCUUCACAAGGUUGACAAGGGAGCAUUUGGUUACGGGUCCUUUUUUUGUCUCUCCAUGAUGGACAGACACUACCACAGUGGUAUGUCAGUGGAAGAGGCAGUUGAAUUGGUUGAUAAAUGCAUAAUGGAGAUUCGAUCCAGGUUGGUUGUGGCGCCACCGAACUUUGUGAUCAAGAUUGUUGACAGGGAUGGAGCAAGAGAGUAUGCCUGGCGUGAAUCUGUCAAGGAUACCCCAACAGCCCAGUCCGAGGGUUUGGCAGUUUAAUUUAUGCAGAUCUUUUUGAUUUUUCUUCUCGGUGUUUAAAUGGAUCUGAUCGCCUAAAACUUUUUUCCAAAUGCUAUUCCGGAACCUUACUUGUGGGGUUAUGUUAGCUGACGUUCCAGAGUUGUAUUGUGGAAUUUUAUUGGACUUCUGAAGCAGGUCUUCUCAAGUCUCUCCUGGCUAGAAAGGCUCUUCAUAACUGAAAUUUCUUAUUCUCA